GAACACAGCAUCCAAGAAAAGAUGAACUUUGAAAUCCGCAUACGGGAAGGCAUCCGUAAACUGCUUACAGUGAGCACACAGAAAGACCAGCUUUUGCAAGCGGUUAAAAAUCUGAUGGUCUGCAAUGCACGGAUACAUGCAUACAGGACAGAGCUGCAGAACCAAAUGGAAGAACCUGUCUCAUGCAGAACUGGAAGGUAGUUGUCAGACUCUGGGACAAAGGACAGGAUGGCAUGUAGAGCAAAAGUUGCUCUCUCAGAUAUUCAAAUACCAUUAAUGUGGAAAGGUUCUGAUCACUUCAACAAUAAAGAAAAAUCACAGCGCUAUGCAGUGUUUUGUUUGUUCAGAAUGGGAGCUGAGGUUUUUGAUACAGAGGUGGCAAUUGUGGAUAAAGCAAUAACAGAUAUCUGUUUUGAAAACGUAACCAUAUUUGAUGAAGCAGGACCAGAUUUCCAGGUGAAGGUUGAAGUGUAUAGUUGCUGUACAGAGGAGUCUUUAUAUGUAGCAAACACCCCUAAGAAACUAGUGAAGAAGCUUAAAACAUCCCUCAGCAAAGCUACAGGGAAGAAACUCAAAGCUACGCUGGAAGAGGACGACACUGACUCCAUUUUGCUCUCUGACCCAGUCAUCCAUGGAGCAAAGUACAGUUUGCUAGCAUAUACCACUUUGGGGCUGGAGAGUGCCAAGGACAGUUUCAGGACCCACAACCUUACCAUUACAGGAAAUGAGGAAUCUUAUUUUUGGCUCCCCCUGUAUGGAAACAUGUGCUGCCGUUUAGUUGCUCAGCCUUCCUGCAUGGCUAGGGAUAUGAUGACAGGAUUUCUGAAUCAACAGCAAAUGAUAGGAAAUCUAACCAGCUGGAGGAGACUGUAUUGCGUACUGAGAGGUGGAAAGCUCUCUUGUUAUUACUCACCAGAAGAAAUUGAGGCUAAAGUGGAGCCAGUAUUGACAGUUUCCAUCAAUAAGGAAAAACGUGACUUCUUAUAUGACUGUUCUAUUCCCUGCAGUGCUUUAGCAACGUUCCAGGAGGCUUUUGUCCUCAGCAAGGAAACCAGAAUUCGAGCUGUGGAUAAAGACUCCAAAAGAAGAACCAAUAGCUUUUCUGUUAUCAACCCUGUGCCUGGAGAGGCUGUGACUCAACUUUUUGCUACUGACAGUAGGGAAGAGCUUCAGAAGUGGACGGAGGCUUUCUGGCAGCACUUCUAUGAUCUGAGCCAGUGGAAACAUUGUUGUGAAGAACUUAUGAAAAUUGAGAUUAUGUCACCACGGAAACCACCUUUGUUCUUGACUAAAGAAGCGACCUCUGUCUACCAUGAUAUGAGCAUUGAUUCUCCAGUGAAACAUGAGGGCUUAGCUGAUAUCAUACAAAGAAAAAUUGAAGAGAGUGAUGGUGAGUUCCUGCUUUGCCAGCAAAAAGAGCCUGCAUCUUCCCUAUGGGCUUCACUCUUUGAUGGAUCUCAUGAGAUGGUUGUUCAGAAAAAUAUGCAUACUGCAAGUCCUAAUGAUGGCAGAGGGAAGAAAAGAAGAGCUCCACCUCCACCCUCUGAUAAACCAGCAUACAAUGCAAAAGCACAUGGGAACACAGAGGAAUGGGACAAAGAGAACUGGGAGAGGCCUGGUGGCACAUCUUGUAGUUCUUUAGAUUCAGCGUUAUCUAUGGAAACACAGCAACUGCAGACACCCGCUGCUGCUCCUCUCAGAAUCUGUCCUUGUAGGAAAAACAGUUUGGCCGACCAUAGGAAUCCCAUUUCUUUGGUUACUAAGACAGAGUCUGAAACCAAACCAGUACCAACCCCUAGACUGAAACGCGUCACAGAAGUGCUAGACCCUAGAUCAUGGUUACAGCCACAGACUUAACUACUGGCUUAGAAAAGUCCCUGAAAUUUUAAGUAAGUUCUCCAGCCUUAUACUGUAACUUUUGAGUGAAACUUGGUAUUGGUAUAUAGUUUAUAAGUAUUGAGGCUGAAGUCUUGUUGGUUGGUUCGUUUGUUUUCUCGUUUCUCUGUUUUGGUCUUUUAUCUAGAACAUUACUACUAGCUGCAUUAUUCGUUUACUUGUUAUUGCUAACAUCUGAAUAAUUACACAAAUAAUGGGGAAGGGUUUAUCUCUAUCUCAAAUAAUGAUGCUAUUUUUGAAACAAAGUUUCCUUUCCCCUGAAAAACUGUCAGUAUUCAGGGUAUCUCAGUGUCCGUGCCACAGGGAUUUUACUGUGGGCUUCUCCCAGUCCCUCUGCUGGUCCCAUCUGCAGCUCCUUAAACUAAUUCAAUGUGGAAUUUCAGAUAUUCAACACCAGUGUCCCAGAACUGAUUUUCUUGGACUUUGUGCUUGGCUUCACCUGAAAUAUUCCCAGAUCUCCGUCAGUGUUUAAGAACCACUGCUUAUAAGAUAAUGUGCUGUGAACAGUUACUGCAAACUUCUGAAUGGCUCUGGAUGAGUUUCUGAAGCAGUUCUACCAAUUUAACAAGAUCUCUGUGGUCCUUUGUGGUGCAUGCACUGUCUGAAUGGACUGCGUCUGUCUGCACACGAACAAGAAUGGAAUCCAUCAGUAUGGUUUACUUUGGACUAAUACAAACAUGUCAAAGCACUACUGCCAAUGAAUACCUAUUGGGGAUUUCUUUUUUUUUUAUUUAUUUAAUGUUUGUUUGGUUUUUUUUUUGACGAAUGAAGCUCUGUAUCAUCACUCCUCCACGGAACUUCUCAGCUGUUCCUUGUAGAUAGCUUUUUGUAAAGGUGACAGCAUUACUGGUAAACAAAUAGGUUUUUUAUAUCCCCACUCAUUUUUGAAAUAAGAGAAUGAAUUCUUCAGUUGAAAAUAUUGAACUCUGAUGUUCUUAUAUCACUGUUAACCAUUUUUAUAAGAAGCGUGGGUUAUUAUGGUUCCUGUGGCACCUGCAAAAAAUCUAUUUCAUGCAGAAAAGAUUCCUUUUUCCUGGAUCCACAGCUUAAAUAUCCAGCUCUUUCCUUGCUUGAUGCAUUUCUUUCAGAAGUUGGAACUUAGCCAGGAGCAAAGGUCUGCCUGCAGAUUUUCCUCUAGAGCCUUAGUAUUCAGACUUGCGUUGAGUCACAUCAGCAACUGUAUACAUACACUUCAUUAAUUUUUUUUUUUUUGAAAGUACAGAUGGCUUUGGGAGUUUUACCAUUUCUCUGGAAGAUAUUGUGUGCAUGGUUGGUUAGUUUGUUUAUCUAUUUUUUGUCUUCUGCUAAGCUCUUGGCUAUACAGUUGUAAAGGUAUCUGCUGCAUUUCCUCAGUAGUUCAUUGGCUGUUUGGGAUGGAAUUUGAUGGGCAGGUUUCAUUUACAAAUCCCUUUGUGGGAUUAGAACCCUCUGUUUAAAAAAUGUCAUUGUUCGUUCUUCAUUUAAUCACAUUCCAUUUUCCCUUGGAAACAGCCAUAAUAAUUCUUACAACAAAUCAUGCUGUUACUUAAGUGGAUGGUUUGUGAAUGGUUUAUAAAUAGGAACAGAAAAACUGAAGAAUAACGACAUGAUUAUGUAAAUUAGACACAGCCACUAAGUGGACUGUGCAAUUCUGAACAAGAAAUAGGAAAAAAUAAACAUGGUAGGGGGAGAAAGGUGCAGCUGCAAAUUAUUUAGCUUUAAAUCUAGCAUUAAAUGUAACUCUCCUAUGAAAAGAGUAUCUUUUUUUGUAACCCCCUUCCACUUUGUUGCUAUAUUUCAAAAUAAAUCUCUUAAAUAUAUGAGGCAAGAAGGCAACAUAACAAGAAUUCAUUUUUAAAUUCAACAGGCCAUUGAAUUUCAAUGAGCAGUUUCCCUGUUAAAUUCAGGAGCUUUGUUUUGAACUACAACAUACAUAUUUUAGGCAGGCAUUUAAUAUUAAAUUCUUCAAGUGACGAGCAUUCACCCAUUCCUCCUGCUGCAAUAGUUAAUUACCCCAGGUACGUUUUUCACUUGAUUUUUCUAUUUGCAUUUCUAGCUCCACCUUAAGUUAUUUUGGUCUUUUUAUGCCUUUGAUUGCUUAUAUUGAUCUCUGUAGUAUCAGCUUUUCUAAUUGCUUGUGUGUAGCUAUAAAUCAUGAUUAUGUCCCUUUUAACCUUUUCUCUGAUGAGAUAUACUGAAUUCCUUAACUUUCCUAUGGAAAUAAAUGUUAUCCAAGACUAAUUCAUCUUCACAUUCUUCUCUGUACUUCUCACAUAUUUAAAUAUUUUUGUGUGAUCUCUGAAUUAGAUGCUACGUGUCAACAGUGAUCCAGCAGGACUAUACAGACAUAAUCUUACUCUGAUAAAUACCUCCCUACCCUAUUUCCACAAAAAUCACAUUAUCCUUCUUUUUGCAGAAGCAUUACCUUGGAUGCUGACUUUUAUGGCUCAGGUCCUCUUCAGAGUCUCUUUCUAGAAUGUGGUACUUCAUCCCCUUAUUAUCCUAACUUAUUUUUUCUUGGAAGUAUACACUAUAUUUUACCAGCCUUAAAAUACCGCUUAUGAAGCGAUCCAGAUUGCUGUGUGUAAGUGACCUGUCCCCAUUCUUUACUACUCCAGCA
Molecule: messenger RNA, 4495 nt
Organism: Phasianus colchicus (ring-necked pheasant)
Lineage: Eukaryota; Metazoa; Chordata; Aves; Galliformes; Phasianidae
Source: RefSeq, a predicted model, not a curated record